Puma concolor (puma) is the source of this 684-nucleotide messenger RNA. NCBI's taxonomy places the organism in Eukaryota, Metazoa, Chordata, Mammalia, Carnivora, Felidae. The record is from RefSeq and is a predicted model, not a curated record.
AUGCACCUGUCGGGACACUCUUGCCCUGAGGUUGGAAUGCACAAUUUGCAGAAACACCUCCCAAACUGCAGUAUCGUAUCUCAGGAUGAUUUCUUUAAGCCAGAGUCUGAGAUAGAGAUAGACGCAAAUGGAUUUCUGCAGUAUGACGUGCUUGAAGCGCUCAAUAUGGAAAAAAUGAUGUCCACCAUUUCCUGCUGGAUGGAAAGCCAAGGACAGUCCCUGGCAUCAACAGACUCUGGAAGUGCCGAGGAAAUUCCCAUACUGAUCAUCGAAGGCUUCCUUCUCUUUAAUUAUAAGCCCCUCGACACACUAUGGAACAGAAGCUACUUUCUGACCAUUCCGUAUGAAGAAUGUAAGAGGAGGAGGAGUACGAGAGUCUACGAGCCUCCAGACACCCCAGGGUACUUUGAUGGCCACGUGUGGCCCAUGUAUCUAAAGCACAGACGAGAAAUGGAGAAGAUCACGUGGGAGAUUGUGAGGAAUAAAUCAGGAAUUGGAAAUGAAGGCUACGGGUGCCUCCUUUCUGGCUACGAGUGCCUCCUUUCUGGCUACGAGUGCCUCCUUUCUGGCUACGGCUCCUCUUACCCGUGCAGUGAAUGGGACUUUGUAUCUAUUGCAGAAGGCACUCGCUCUUCUAUACUGAAAGGAGCGAACCUGCUGAAGUCUUCACUCUUCUGUGCAUGA